Molecule: messenger RNA, 724 nt
Organism: Cynara cardunculus var. scolymus (artichoke)
Lineage: Eukaryota; Viridiplantae; Streptophyta; Magnoliopsida; Asterales; Asteraceae
Exons: 1
Coding region: 71-556 (161 amino acids)
Source: RefSeq, a predicted model, not a curated record
AUAAACCCUCCGCCAUUAAUCAUCUUCCACAAAUUUCAAAAACUUCCAGACUCGAAUUGAUUCGAUCGCCAUGGGAAAUACUUUAAGGUGCUGUUUAUCAUGUUUACUUCCCUGUGGAGCCCUAGAUUUGAUCAGAAUUGUUCAUUUAAAUGGCUACGUUGAAGAAAUCACACAUCCGAUCACCGCCGGCGAAGUUCUCACCAAUUACCCUAAUCAUGUAUUGAGUAAACCGUCGUCUCAGGGAGACGUCGUCCGGCGGAUCCUCGUUUUAUCCACCCAUUCCGAGCUCAAAAGAGGUGGUAUUUAUUUUCUGAUUCCGGCUUCUUCUAUUCCUGAAAACAAGAGAAAACCUCGCCGGAAAAAUUCCGAUAAACCGGUGAAAAUCAAGGCGGUGAUGGUUGAUGCUAAUGUUCAAAUGUCCGUCUCCGGCGACGGUGAUUUGAAGGUGUCUGGUGGUGUUGUGGCGGAGAAGAAUGUCGGGCGGCAGAGAGUUCGCCGGAGUGUUGACGGUGGAGAUUGGCGGCCUCAUCUUGAGAGCAUCUUUGAAGAACAAUAAUUAUUUGAUAAUUAUUGGUUUUUUUGGAUUAGAUUAUAAUUUUUUAUUUUAAUUCCGAAAAACGACAACAAUUGAUUUGGGCCAAAAAGACCGGUCUAGGCCGGACUGGUUCUACUGUGUAUACGUGAUAUGACUAUUAUUAAAUAUCUAAAAAUGUUUAACAACAAA